Empidonax traillii (willow flycatcher) is the source of this 3198-nucleotide messenger RNA. It is a transcript of the gene FZD6, whose product is annotated as frizzled class receptor 6. Lineage: Eukaryota; Metazoa; Chordata; Aves; Passeriformes; Tyrannidae. The record is from RefSeq and is a predicted model, not a curated record. Gene Ontology annotation, molecular function: Wnt-protein binding; Wnt receptor activity. Gene Ontology annotation, cellular component: plasma membrane. The transcript is spliced from 7 exons. Gene Ontology annotation, biological process: canonical Wnt signaling pathway; non-canonical Wnt signaling pathway. The coding region runs from base 311 to 2440 and encodes 709 amino acids.
GCCGGCCCCGCCGGGGCGGGAAGGUGCGGCCGCCCCGCCCCGCCCGCCAGACGCCACAUCCUGCAGGUGCCGCGGGGCGGCCAUCGCGGAGGGGCUGCCGCUACCGCCGGCUCGAAGAAGAAGGGAUUGAGUAAAAUCGCGGUCAACCAAAAUGGGGCAACACCUAAAGCACCUGUGAGGAGUCUGAGAGCGUGCCUUACUGCCGUGCGCUGGAGCCAGCAGAGGAAGAUGUGUGUUUUUAUCCUCGUGCAAAGCCGAGCCGUCUAACUACUGAGCAAAGCGAUGUGCUGAAAUUGUAGAUCCUGACAAAAUGGGAGCACUUGUGUUCUCUGCGACUUGCAGUUUACUUCUAGCCCUGGUGCGAGGGCACAGUUUAUUUACAUGUGAGCCAAUUACUAUCUCCAGAUGUUCAGGAAUGCCUUACAAUAUGACUUUUUUCCCAAACAUCAUGGGACACUAUGAUCAGGACACAGCUGCUCGCAAAAUGGAGCCUUUUCUUAUUCUUAUGAAUCUUCACUGUUCACCCGACGUCCACACAUUUCUGUGUAGAGCCUUUGUCCCUGCCUGCCUGGAUCAAAUUCAUGUGAUUCACCCUUGUCGAAGCCUCUGUGAGAAAGUGUAUUCUGACUGUAAGCAGUUGAUGGACACGUUUGGAAUUGCAUGGCCUGAAGAGUUGGAAUGUACCAGACUGACUAAUUGUGAUGAGAGCGUUCCUGCCACUGCUGCUGUAACCACAAACAUACAUGGAACUCGGAAGACCCCAGGCCAGAUCCGAAGGGAUUAUGGAUUUUGGUGUCCCCGGCACCUCCACACUAACAAUGGACAAGGCUACAAGUUUCUAGGAAUUGAUCAGUGUGCACCACCAUGUCCCAAUAUGUACUUCAAAAAUUAUGAAUUGGAUGUGGCAAAAAGCUUCAUUGGAAUAGUUUCAAUCUUUUGUCUUUGUGCUACGCUUUUCACAUUCCUGACUUUUCUGAUUGAUGUUAAAAGGUUUAGGUACCCAGAGAGACCGAUCAUAUAUUACUCUGUCUGUUACAGCAUAGUCUCUCUGAUGUACUUUAUUGGGUUUUUACUUGGGAACAAAACUGCCUGUAACGAGGCAGAUGAUAAGUUAGAAAUUGGUGAAACGGUUGUUCUUGGCUCCCAAAACAAAGCCUGUACCGUCCUUUUCAUGGUUUUGUACUUUUUCACUAUGGCAGGAACUAUUUGGUGGGUGAUUCUUACAAUCACUUGGUUCCUUGCAGCGGGAAGAAAAUGGAGCUGUGAAGCUAUUGCCCAAAAGGCCAUGUGGUUCCACGCGGUUGCCUGGGGAAUACCUGGUUUUCUAACCAUUAUGCUCCUUGCGAUGAACAAAGUUGAGGGAGACAAUAUCAGUGGGGUUUGCUUUGUGGGUCUCUAUGAUCUGGAUGCCUCUCUGUACUUUGUGCUUUUGCCGCUGUGCCUUUGUGUGUUUUUCGGUCUCUCUCUUCUCUUAGCUGGUAUUAUUUCAUUAAAUCACGUGCGCCAAGUCAUCCAGCAUGAUGGCAGGAACCAGGAGAAGCUAAAGAAAUUCAUGAUCAGAAUUGGAGUUUUUAGUGGUUUAUACUUGGUGCCACUGGUAGCACUUCUUGGAUGUUAUGUUUAUGAACUGGUAAACCGGAAAAUCUGGGAAACGACUUGGGUGUUUGACCACUGUGACCAGUACCACAUUCCUUGUCCUUAUCAGGCAAAGGCACUAGCAAGACCAGAAAUAUUUUUGUUUCUGAUGAAAUAUUUGCUGACAUUAAUUGUCGGCAUAUCUCCAGUCUUCUGGGUGGGAAGUAAAAAGACCUGUUCUGAAUGGGCCAAUUUCUUCAACAGAAACCGCAAAAGAGAUCCAAUCAGUGAGAGUCGAAGAGUGCUGCAAGAGUCAUGUGAAUUUUUCUUGAGACACAAUUCCAAAGUUAAACACAAAAAGAAGCACUACAAGUCAACUUCACACAGACUUAAAGUCAUUUCAAAGUCAAUGGGUACCAGUACAGGUGGCGCAACAAAUCAUGGAACUUCUGCCGUGGCAAUCACUAAUCAUGAUUACUUAAGCCAAGAAACUGUUGCAGAAAUUAAAACCUCUCCAGAGACAUCUGAGAGAGAGAUAGAGGCAGACGGAACAUCAGCCCGAAGAGCUGAGGCAGGUGAAAACAGCGGAGAUCAAAUGUUAUCUGGUUCUAAAUUAACUGUGGAUCAGGUGGAAAGAAGAAACAAAGCUGAUAGCACAUGUCAUAUGAGUAGCUUGGCUGAGAGUAUGAAGAGAGUAGGUGAAGGAAGAAUAACACCUAAAAAUGAUUUUAGUGAAUCUUCUCCACUGCAAAGCAGCUGUUCCCAAAUACCUGAUGUCUCACAGUCAGCUUCCAUAUCCCUACUUGUCUAUUCAGCUUCAGACACCAGAAGAGAGUUGGAUUCAGCAAACAGUUCAAAUCCUUGAAAGAUUGAAAUUUUAUAUGAACAUUUGCAGUUUAUAAAACUGACAUGAAUUCUGUGUUACACUGGAAAUAAUGGAUAUUCUGUGCCUUAUUAAAAAACACACAUAUCUUGCUUUGCACUUAAAAAUGUAUGUUUUGUUGUGGAAACAGCUAACAAUAAUGUACUGUAUUUUAUCCUAUCCAGGAAUAAUGGAAAUUGAAGUUCUGCAGGACAUGGCAGUAAUCUAAGAAAAAGAUGAGACAAUUAUUAUUCCUUAUAUAAAGAAUAUUUUGUAAUGAAUUGCAUUAAAGUGAUGCUUAGAAAGCACUGUUACUUUUCAAGGUAUAAAAGUUACAUCUGCCUCUUUGAUAUUUUUUAACACUUGUUAAUUUUUUUCUCUUUUUACUAUCUCUUAAACAAUAAUAUCACUUAAAUAAGGGAUACACAAAUUUAUAAAUACUCUGUAAAUUGUGUCCUGUUGUAUCAAUUACAGCACUGGUUUAUGGUAGCUUGUACACUGAAUAUGAAAGGGAAUCUGGAAUUAUAGCAAUUUAUUUUGUACAUAAAAAUGAAUUUUGUAAAUAACUGACUGCAUAAGGUCAAUCUCUAGAACUGCUGGUUUUGUAUGUAUUGUACAAACUUGGGAAAGCUCACGUGCUUCCGUCAGGGGUUGCUGAAGCCAAGAGUCCUCCGGUGAUCAGACAACGAGAGUCAGUUCCGAGUAAAGCAGGUUGGACCUCUACCUGUAACAUGCACCAUCAUCUGGGGUCAGACUGGUCA